CCUCGGCCGGCCCCUCUCGCUCCCCGGGAGCGCCUGGCGGGGCCGCUGGGCCGAGGGGGCCGCCGGCGGGGCUAGCGGGCAGUGGGGUUUCCUGCAAGCCGGGGGCGGGGAGACGCUGGCGGCCCCGCGUGGUGCUGCAGGGCCGGGCAGGGGCGAGGGGCAUCGGGGGCAUCCGGCUUGGAGGUGAAAGAGGAGAGACUCCCAGCAUGUUUCACUAGGGUUCCUCUAGCCUGAAUCCUGGCUGGGCACCAGUGAGAACUCCCCUAUGGUUAAAGGCAAGAACAAGAGCCUAUCUCAGAAGCUGCAAGCAGUUCUACUUCCGGGAUGCGGCGCUCAGUCCUGGUUAGGAACCCAGGCCACAAAAGCCUGAGGCCGCUUUACAGAGAGCUUCAUUCAGACUCUGAGGACCUGGACUCCGGUCUCAAAGAUCGGCACCCGAUUUCACCAGAACCAGAGCCGGAAGACCUCAACACAGUCUCAGGUGGUGUGGAUCCCAGCUUUGAAGAUCUGGACCCCAACGCAGACGAAGCUUCACAAUCCAUGUUGGGGAACCCAGACUCCGUUUCCCAAGAUCUGGAUUCCAUGUCUUCAAGUUUUGACCUGGAUCCAGAUGUGAUCGGCCCGGUACCCCUGGUUCUCGACCCAAACAACGACACCCCCAGCCCAGCUGCUCCAGAUGUGGACUCCCUCCCCUCCAGUCUCACUGCCACCCCAGAAGUCUUGGCCACCAGCCCAGCGGUGCUCCCCGCCCCUGCCAGCCCACCUCGUCCCUUCUCCUGUCCUGAUUGUGGGCGAGCCUUCCGUCGUAGCUCAGGGCUGAGCCAGCACCGUCGCACCCACAGUGGCGAGAAGCCCUAUCGCUGCCCCGAUUGCGGCAAAUCGUUCAGCCACGGUGCCACCCUGGCCCAGCACCGUGGCAUCCACACUGGGGCACGGCCCUACCAGUGCGCAGCCUGCGGCAAGGCCUUCGGCUGGCGGUCCACACUGCUCAAGCAUCGCAGCAGCCACAGCGGAGAAAAGCCACAUCACUGCCCAGUGUGUGGCAAGGCUUUUGGUCAUGGCUCACUGCUGGCUCAACACCUGCGCACGCACGGUGGCCCUCGUCCCCACAAGUGCCCCGUGUGUGCCAAGGGCUUUGGGCAGGGCUCUGCGCUCCUGAAACACCUGCGCACCCAUACGGGCGAGCGACCCUACCCGUGCCCACAGUGUGGCAAGGCCUUUGGGCAGAGCUCCGCGUUGCUCCAACAUCAACGCACCCACACCGCAGAGCGUCCCUACCGCUGUCCUCACUGUGGCAAGGCCUUUGGGCAGAGCUCCAAUUUGCAACACCAUCUCCGCAUCCACACUGGAGAGAGGCCCUACGCCUGCCCACACUGCUCCAAGGCCUUCGGGCAGAGCUCAGCCCUGUUACAACACCUCCACGUUCAUUCCGGGGAGCGCCCCUACCGUUGCCAGCUCUGCGGCAAGGCCUUUGGCCAAGCAUCCAGCCUCACUAAGCAUAAGCGAGUGCAUGAGGGGGCCGCAGCCGCAGCCGCAGCAGCAGCAGCAGCAGCAGCCGCAGCAGCUGGAUUGGGCCUCGGGCCUGGCUUGAGCCCAGUAUCUCUGAUGAGGUCUGGGCAAGUCUCCUUCCUGGGUCCGGAUGCUGUGUCUGUGUUGGAAUCAAGCCUGGGCCUCAGCUCUGGUACCAACUCUGCCCAAAGUUUUGAGGCUGGCUCGGUGCUGGGUUCACUCCCCAAUCCCAGGCCCCAAACUCUCUCCGGCUCAGAAUCUAUCCUCAGCCCUGAUCUUGUUCGGUCUUCUGACCCUAAGCCUGGUCGAGAUGCUGACCCUGAUGUGGUACCCAGUCCUAACCCUGAUCUUGUCCCCAGCCCUGACCCCAACCCCAAGUCCCAAAAUGACCCCUGCUCUCCCACCCAUGACAGUCCCAGGCCAGCCCUUCCUACUGGAGACAGUCCAAAGUGGGUAAAGGAGGAGGGGGCUUUGCUAGGGCCUGAUGGCUAAAGGGAGUACCGGCAUCCAUGGUGGUCUGGGGAAGGUGUGUGUUGUUCAAUUAGUAAAAAUAUUCCCACUGCC
Messenger RNA from Nannospalax galili (Upper Galilee mountains blind mole rat), 2073 nucleotides. RefSeq names its product zinc finger protein 358 (gene Znf358). The record is from RefSeq and is a predicted model, not a curated record. The coding region runs from base 325 to 2001 and encodes 558 amino acids. Lineage: Eukaryota; Metazoa; Chordata; Mammalia; Rodentia; Spalacidae. The transcript is spliced from 3 exons. Gene Ontology annotation, cellular component: nucleus.